UCCAAAACUUUUAUAGCUGAAAUACGGAGUCGGAUAGGGCCGGUGUAAAUACGCCAUAACGUUUUCACGUUUUACUACACUGAUACUUCUUCACAAAUAAUUUCCGAAGAUAACUUUUAGCAUCGAAUUGUGAGAAUUAAAGCGAAAAUGACUACAGAUAUUUCGCCGGAACACGACAGAGGAGUCCUGAAAGAAAUUUUAAAAAUGGGAGAAGGAGAAGAAACUCCAUCCUCUGGAUGCAUCGUCAAAGUACAUUACACUGGAACCUUAUUAGAUGGAACAAAAUUCGAUUCUAGUAGAGAACGCAGCGAGCCUUUCGUAUUCGAGCUAGGUCAAAGUAGAGUUAUAAAAGCGUGGGAAAUUGGAAUAGCCACAAUGAAGAAAGGUGAAAUUGCGAUAUUAACCUGCGCUCCCAAUUACGCAUAUGGAAAACCUGGAAGUCCUCCAAGAAUUCCACCUGAUGCAACACUCAAAUUCGAGAUUGAAAUUUUGGGAUGGAGUGGAAUGGACGUGAGUCCAGAUAAGGAUGCUAGCAUUGAAAAAAUCCAGUUAAAGAAAGGAUCAGACCUAACAAGUCCUAACGAUGGAGCUUUGGUUAAUGUGCAUUUAGUGGGAAAAUAUGAUGACACAGUCUUUGAAGACAGAGACGUUCAGUUUAAUCUCGGAGAAGGUGAGGAUGAUGGAAUCGUCAAGGGCGUUGAAAUAGCUCUAGAAAAGUUUAAGAAUGGCGAACUGGCUAGAUUGAACAUUAAGAGUAAAUAUGCAUUCGGAAGAGAGGGAAAGCCAGAGUUCAACAUUCCUGCAGAUGCCAAUGUGACGUACCUUGUAGAAUUAAAAGGUUUCGAGAAGGCUUCGGAUUUGUGGAGUUUGGACACUUCACAAAAAAUGGAACAAGCGAAAAUAUUCAAAGAAAAAGGUACCAAUUACUUCAAACAAGAUAAAUUCAAUCUCGCCAUCGAGAUGUACAAAAAGGUCGACAAUUACAUCGGCUCAGACUCAGAUUUUAAGGACGAGUUGAAAGUUAAGAGAGAUAAUCUUAUACUUGCGACUUACUUGAAUCUUGCUCUUUGUUACUUGAAGAGUGACCAAAACAUCCAGGCUAAAGAGUUCUGUAACAAAGCUUUAGAUAUCAGUCCCGGCAACGAAAAGGCACUUUUCCGAAGGGGCCAAGCAAAUCUCGCCCUGACAUCGGCUGCCAUUGCAGUCAAGGACUUUGAAGACGUGUUAAAAAUUGAACCCAAAAACAUCGCUGCUGCUAAACAAAUAAGUGUCUGCAAAAAUCUGAUUAAGAUACAACGUGCUAAGGAAAAGAAACUUUAUGCUAAUAUGUUCGAUAAGUUUGCUCUAGAAGACAGACAGAAAGAGGAAGAGAAGCUGCGACAAUUACCGGACGUGAUGCGUGGCGCCUUAGGAGAAUGGGGACAGGAGGAAAGGCCUGGAGGUAGAGACGCCACAGCUUUCGAAAAGGAGAACCCAAAUAUUCUAAUGUUGAAUGCUAACGGUACAGGAGAGUUUCAAAACAUGUGAUUUAAUUUUGUUAUUCGUCCUUUUCUAAGAACAAAUGCAAUGUCAAGAAAGAACAUAAGUUUACGUCCGAGCUGAAGCGUUUAUAAAUUGAGACCAAAAAGUGUAGUCCGACAAAUUUAUUCAGUACCGAGGAAAUAGAUAUGGAGGUUUCGCAUGUCAAAAAGACAUGAACGUAAAAUUGAAGCUGCCUCGAAUGCAAAUGGCGAUGGAAACAGCAAUUUUCCGUUUAAAAAGAACUUUCGCGAUACUAAUUUAAAUACAGAAUUCGAAGAAAAUGAGUUUGAUAAAAAAAAGUGAUCUAUGUAAUUACAAUUAAAUCUUCAAAGUAUUUUUAUACAUUUCCAUCCAAUCCAUUUGUAACUUUGCAUAUAUACAUGUUUCAGAUGAGAAUAAAAUAUUUUGUCUUUGAGCCCCCCGCAAU
Molecule: messenger RNA, 1948 nt
Organism: Belonocnema kinseyi
Lineage: Eukaryota; Metazoa; Arthropoda; Insecta; Hymenoptera; Cynipidae
Gene: Fkbp59
Product: FK506-binding protein 59
Exons: 6
Coding region: 148-1527 (459 amino acids)
Molecular function (GO): peptidyl-prolyl cis-trans isomerase activity; protein binding
Source: RefSeq, a predicted model, not a curated record